This is a messenger RNA of Triticum aestivum (bread wheat), 888 nucleotides long. Its product is annotated as polygalacturonase-like. Gene Ontology annotation, molecular function: polygalacturonase activity. The coding region runs from base 1 to 786 and encodes 261 amino acids. The record is from RefSeq and is a predicted model, not a curated record. Gene Ontology annotation, biological process: carbohydrate metabolic process. The transcript is spliced from 4 exons. NCBI's taxonomy places the organism in Eukaryota, Viridiplantae, Streptophyta, Magnoliopsida, Poales, Poaceae.
AUGAACGCAUUAGAGUCAGCAAAUGAUACCUUGAGAUUGACUUGGACACUCGACAUUAGCCAAUCCAAGGGCGUGAGCGUGAAGCAGCUGACACUGCUUGAUAGUAAGGAAUUCCACAUGACCAUCUUCGACUGCAGCGGCGUGACCGUCCAAGGCGUCCGGAUCAUCGCGCCGGCCGACAGCCCUAACACCGACGGCAUCCACGCCAGCCACUCCCGCCACGUGAGGAUCCUCAACACCACCAUCGGCACCGGCGACGACUGCAUCUCCUUGGGGCCCGGCACCUGCGACAUGCUCAUCAGGGACAUCAAGUGCGGUCCGGGCCACGGCAUCAGCAUCGGGAGCCUGGGAUGGCAGGACGGUGAGGAGGGAGUGAGAAACGUGACGGUGGACAGGGCGGUGCUGAAGGGCACGACCAACGGCCUCCGGAUCAAGAUGUGGGCGAUGCCCAACUCCGGCUCUGUCACCAACGUCUCCUUCUCGCGGGUCACCAUGAACCGCGUGGCCAACCCCAUGGUCGUCGACCAGAACUACUGCCCCCGCAAGGUCGACUGCCCGGGCAAUAGCUCGGGGGUGCAGAUCAGCGACCUGUCGUACACGGACAUCAAGGGCUCGUCGGCGACGCCCGUGGCGGUGAAGUUCAACUGCAGCGGCACCAACCCCUGCAGCGGGAUCAAGCUCAGGAACAUCAGGCUGAAGUACCGGCACCAGCGGCCGGCGCAGGCCAAGUGCCAAAACGCCGGCGGGUCCACGUCCGGAGAGGUCACACCGCCGAGCUGCUUCUGACGAUCGGAGUUCGCCGUCCGGCCGAGAAGCGCGAGCGUCUUCUUGAUUCGUUGGGUUUCUGUUAAUACUUGUCUUAGCUUGACUGUUUCGUGUACUACUACU